AUGUCACAAUCCGGAAUAUCUCAACCUAGAUCUUCAUCAGGAAUAGCAGCAGACUCCAAACAGAACCAUGCCUUGCGCUUCAACAGUGGCGCAAUUGCUUACCGGGGUCAGUUUCCAUGGCAGGCGGCAAUUGUGAUUGACGACUCGUCCUUCUGCGGUGGCGCUUUGAUAUCCAAUUAUUGGGUUCUCACCGCGGCCCAUUGCAGGGGAAACACGUACUAUGUGAGGUUGGGCGCCAACCGCUUGGAUAUCCAGGAAUACGGCUCCUUGGAUGUAACCGGUCGAUAUAUGGAGACCUACCCUGGCUACAACCCAACUUUGCUGCUGAAUGAUAUCGCUGUCAUUCGGUUGUCUCAGUGUGUUCAGUUUACGUCUUACAUCGCUCCCGCAAGACUGCCAAAUCGAUUACAGCAGAGUGAAACUUUUGCAGGAGAGACACUUCGUGUCAGUGGUUGGGGGAUAAUUUCCGAUAGUGGCUCUGGUGUUUCACCUGACUUGGCGUACUCGGAUAUCAUAGGUAUUACUAACUAUGACUGUACCAGAUUUUACGGCAAAGCUAUUACUCCGAGCAAACUGUGCGCCACGGCUUUCAAUGAUGAUACCACUUGUCACGGUGAUGCUGGUGGGCCUCUUGUAUUUUUUGACCGCGGUGGUUACUACAUUCUCGUUGGUAUUGUGUCUUUUGGAUCUAAAAGUGGCUGCCAGUUUGGCAACCCUGUCGCUUUCUCAAGAGUGACCAGCUUUUUAACCUGGAUCAAGCCGUACGCUAUUUGACUGACAUCAGAUGUAAUAUAAAAUUAAACAUCAACGCUAGUAGAUGCAUUGUUAUUCAUAAUUUUCUGAAUGAAUUCACAUAGAGAGCAUGAGAUAUUUUGUUAUUGUA
Messenger RNA from Cryptotermes secundus, 883 nucleotides. RefSeq names its product brachyurin. The coding region runs from base 1 to 774 and encodes 257 amino acids. Gene Ontology annotation, molecular function: serine-type endopeptidase activity. The record is from RefSeq and is a predicted model, not a curated record. Lineage: Eukaryota; Metazoa; Arthropoda; Insecta; Blattodea; Kalotermitidae. Gene Ontology annotation, biological process: proteolysis. The transcript has 7 exons.